This is a messenger RNA of Ornithodoros turicata, 3732 nucleotides long. RefSeq names its product peroxisomal multifunctional enzyme type 2-like (gene Mfe2). The coding region runs from base 71 to 3514 and encodes 1147 amino acids. NCBI's taxonomy places the organism in Eukaryota, Metazoa, Arthropoda, Arachnida, Ixodida, Argasidae. The transcript is spliced from 31 exons. Gene Ontology annotation, molecular function: oxidoreductase activity. The record is from RefSeq and is a predicted model, not a curated record.
AUUUGUGUGUUUUCAUGUGCUUCGUAAUCGUCAGUCGCUGCCGUGAACUUCCUCGAAGACAGUAUUCACUAUGGCGUUGAGAUUUGACGGAAAAGUUGCCAUCGUCACUGGUGCAGGAGGCGGGCUUGGGAAAGAAUAUGCCCUUUUGCUUGCAGAAAGGGGGGCUUCUGUCGUUGUAAAUGAUCUUGGUGGUACUCGGAGUGGUGAAGGCCAGUCACGUUCAGCAGCUGAUAAGGUUGUGGAUGAGAUAAAAGCUAAAGGUGGAAAGGCUGUUGCAGACUACAAUUCUGUUGAAGAAGGAGAUAAGAUUGUCAAGACAGCUAUCGACAACUACGGGCGUGUAGACAUUGUCAUCAACAAUGCUGGUAUUCUCAGAGACAAGGCCUUCGUCAACAUGUCUGCUGAUGAAUGGGAUAUCAUCCAUAGAGUUCACUUGAGAGGGUCUUUCCUGGUUACAAAGGCUGCAUGGCCAUAUUUUAGGAAUCAAGGCUAUGGAAAAGUCAUCAUGACUGCCUCAGGCGCUGGCAUUUACGGCAACUUUGGCCAGGCCAACUAUGGUUCAGCAAAGCUUGGUCUGUUGGGCUUAAGCAAUACCCUCGCCAUCGAAGGGAAGAAGUACAACAUAUCGUGCAACACCAUUGUCCCAUUGGCAGCAUCGCGACUCACAGAGGAUAUUUUCCCCCCUGAGAUUUUCAAUCAACUAAAGCCCAGCUUUGUGAGCCCUGUGGUCACUUGGUUGUGCCACGAAAGCUGCAAAGAAACUGGAGGUGUCUUCGAAGCAGCCGGAGGAUACGUCGGAAAAUACCAGUGGCACCGUUCCGUCGGCAAAGCAUUCAUCAAGGAUGAAAAGAUGACUCCUGAAAGUGUCCGAGACAGCUGGGCACAGAUUACUGACAUGACAGAUUCACAGCAAAUGACAAGCGUUCACGAUCAAACAACGUCCUUGAUCCAGAUGCUUUCUGGUCAAGUACCAGAAAGGAAAUCUGCAGUACCAGCCCCUGGCAGUGAAGACCCCUCUGUGUUUGUGUACACUCCAGAUUCAGCCAUUUUGUAUGCCUUAUCAGUUGGCCUUUCAACGCAGGAGCCGGAUCAUCUGAAAUUCUUGUUUGAGAACUCUGUGGACUUCAGUGUGUUACCCUCCUUUGGGGUGAUCCCUGCAAUGAGUGCAGUUUUCAAUUCGGAGGCACUGAGCAACGAAUCUCGACGUCUCAACGUGGACCCUAGCAAGAUGCUCCACGGUGAACAGUAUCUCGAGCUGUACCGCCCCCUUGCACCAUCAGGCGUGCUUAAGACUGACGUUAAAGUGGUGGAAAUUUUGGACAAAGGCUCUGGAGCUGUUGCUAUAAUUGAUGCCAACACAUUUGACGAGCGCGGGCAAAAAGUAGCCUACACGCAGUGGUCAGUGUUCUUUGUUGGAAGUGGAGGAUUUGGUGGAAAGCGAGUUUCGGAUAAGGCCAAGCCUCUGGCAACGAUACCUAACAGGAAACCGGAUGCUGUCCUGGUGGAUAAAACAUCCGCUGAUCAGGCAACGUUGUACAGGCUUUGUGGUGACAAGAACCCCCUGCACAUUGACCCCAAUUUUGCUGCAGCAGGCGGGUUCUCUCAACCCAUUCUACAUGGCCUAUGUUCAUAUGGCUAUGCCACGCGCCACGUCUUGAAGCAGUAUGCAAACAAUGACGUUGCUCGAUUUAAAUCCAUUAAGGCACGCUUCACUGGUCCAGUCUUACCUGGCCAAUCGAUACGCACAGAAAUGUGGAAAGAAGGAAACAAAGUCUUGUUCCAGUGCUCGGUACCAGAGUCAAACAAGCAGAUCAUUUCUGGUGGAUGUGUUGAGUUGCACAGCGGGCCUCCAGCAUCCGUUGCUCCCUCACCACCUGUUGCUGCUCCUAAAGCUGGUGGACAAGAGCUCAUGACCGACCUGGUGUUUGCGGGCAUGGCAGCGCGUGUUGAAGAAUCUCCAGAGUUGGCCAAGAAAGUGGAAGCCAUCUACGAGUAUCAUAUUACUGUGGGAGGAAAAGAAGCCGCAGUUUGGACCUUGGAUCUGAAGAAUGACAAAGGGUCAGUGUACAAAGGGCCCACCAAGAAAGGAAGGCCAAACUGUGUGAUAACAAUCAGUGAUGAAGACAUGUUCAACAUGGCUGUUGGUCAACUUGAUCCUCAAAAGGCCUUCAUGCAAGGAAAACUGAAAGUGAAAGGCAACAUUUUGAUGAUGCAACGACUAAGGGCCCUUUUGACUCCACCAAGUGGUGGUGGUGGUGGGUCAACACAGAGCUCACCCCCUGCACCACCUCCAGCUACUUCACAGUUUCCACCUCUGAAGAGUAGUGUCAUCUUCAAGUCAAUGGACAAGAAGGUUGCAGCAAACCCUGACCUUGCAUCCACAGUAAAAACCAUUUUCCAGUGGGACAUCAAAAAGAACGGCCAAGUUGUUAAGCAAUACACACUGGAUCUGAGAAACGGGAAGGGAGCCAUGUACGAAGGUGCCUGCAAGCAAGGCAAACCAGACUGUGUCCUUAUCAUGGAGGAUGACAUCCUUUUUGAUAUCUAUCAGGGCAAACUGGAUGCGCAAAGGGCAUUUAUGACAGGAAAGCUCAAGAUAACUGGAAAUGUUCUGGCAAGCCAGAAGCUACAAGACCUGUGGGAACAGGACAAAGAAGAAAAUCCUGAGGAUGAGCUGGCUGAUAUGGUGAAGUCUGCUGAUGCCAGUGCCGCAUCAUCUGAAGAACGACCACCUCGUCCCACAGAGCCACCGAGUACCGUGAAGUCAGACUUCAUUUUCAGUAUCUUCACGGAAUACCACAAACAAGAGCCCCAGAUAGCCAGUAUUGUCAAGACCAUCUACCACUGGGUUAUUGUACAGAAUGGAAAGAAAGCUACUGAAUGGACUGUUGACCUAAAGAAUGGAGAGGGUGACCUGUACAAGGGACCACCAAAUGGAGUGAAAGCAGACGUCAGCAUCACAAUCGAGGAUGAAGAUCUUGUACAGCUUAUGCUUGGAAAACUUAAUCCACAAAAGGCAUUCAUGACAGGACGUCUGAAGAUACGUGGGAACAUCAUGCUGACACAGCGCUUCAACCAACUCUGGCAGGAAAUCCUCAAGAGUGGUCGGGUGGUAGAAUUGAAGCUGAUGAGUCCACUGCUCUCUGAUGCACAGCCACUGAGCCCAGACCUGUGGAGCGAUUGUGCAUUCUUCUUGCUGACCAAGAAACUCGCUCAUUUGCCUGACCUGGCAUCUAAAGUACAGGCUGUCUAUGAAUGGAAAAUUUUGAAAGAUGGCAAAGAAGCAAGCAAAUGGACACUGGAUCUGAAGAGUGACUGUGGAGCUGUCUACCGUGGCAGCCCAAAGGGAGGUUCGCCGUCCUGCACCAUCACGAUGGAAGAUGACUUGUUUGCUAACUUGGUUGCCGGAAGGAUCGCGCCAAAAGUGGCCUUUUCCAAGUUUGUCAAGAUCGAAGGCAACAAAGCUCUUGCAGACAGCCUGCACCCCUUGUUCCUGUCUCAGUCCAAACUCUAACCCUGCCAUGCACUUUCUGGCGAUGUAGCAAUACUCAGGUACCCAUUUAUAUCAUGGCAUCUAUAACAUGAUUGAGAUCUUUAGAAAAUGGUGCUCCUACCUAACCUAUAGCUAAUAUUGAUCGAAGGUAAUUGUUUACUUGAACCAAUGUUUGUGAUAUAUAAGUAUAUUUUUCUAAGGUAUAGUAUUUGAAUAAAGCUAUUUUUAUUACUCUCUGA